This is a messenger RNA of Aspergillus mulundensis, 354 nucleotides long. Its product is annotated as 4a-hydroxytetrahydrobiopterin dehydratase. Gene Ontology annotation, biological process: tetrahydrobiopterin biosynthetic process. NCBI's taxonomy places the organism in Eukaryota, Fungi, Ascomycota, Eurotiomycetes, Eurotiales, Aspergillaceae. The coding region runs from base 1 to 354 and encodes 117 amino acids. The transcript is spliced from 2 exons. Gene Ontology annotation, molecular function: 4-alpha-hydroxytetrahydrobiopterin dehydratase activity. The record is from RefSeq and is a predicted model, not a curated record.
AUGAGCACAGAGCUCCAGUUCGCCGAGGGUGUUGACCCAGAACAGCUGCGUCCCAUGGUGAACGAAUUGCAGGAGCAAGGGUGGAGGUUGGAUGACGGCAAGAUUGGCAUCCAAAAAACGUUCUAUUUUCGAUCAUAUUUCAAGGCCGUGUCGCGUAAUCCGGACGAUUGGCGUUCUUCGCAUGCUGACGGCGAGCUCAAGAGAUUCGGAUCAGUGGAUGUUCAUUGGACUACUCAUCAUCCUCGCGGCCUUACCGACAAGGACACUUCGAUGGCACAGUUCUGCGAGCAGGCAGCAACACUGAUGGGUGCAGUGCAGGAAGGGCAAGGCCAGAAGUGUGGACCGGCGACGUAG